Messenger RNA from Bombina bombina (fire-bellied toad), 1274 nucleotides. It is a transcript of the gene MRPL1, whose product is annotated as mitochondrial ribosomal protein L1. The coding region runs from base 62 to 1048 and encodes 328 amino acids. Lineage: Eukaryota; Metazoa; Chordata; Amphibia; Anura; Bombinatoridae. The transcript has 9 exons. The record is from RefSeq and is a predicted model, not a curated record.
GUCACUUCCCCCUAUCACUCCUCCCUUUCCUUUGUCAAACUCCUCCUCUGUGCUGUGGGUCAUGGCUGCCCCGGUUUGCUGCCUGCGUACAGUUCUCAGCCAGUGUCAAAGACAUGCGUUAAGACGGACUGGGUAUGUUAACCCUUCAUUUACCUGUACAAACAGAACCUGGGCCGCAGCACGGUUCUAUGCUGCACCAGCAGCUGCAAGAAUGACAAAAAAAGUUAAAGAUGACCAGAAAGUCAAAGAAAAAGAAACCAAGGAAGAGAUUGAGCAGAAGAGGAAAGACACCACCCGGCCCAAGCCUUAUGGUCUAACUGCUUGGGAACCUGUAGACGAUGUGUAUAUAGCACGCUAUUAUCCCAAGCCAACGCUUGACAUUGAAACUGCCAUAGAAAUGUUGAAAACAUUUCAAACGCUGGACUUUACUUAUUUAAAGCAACCAGUCUACAUAGAGUUGAAGUUGGAUAUGAAACUAGAAAAGAAGAAAAAGGUGGAUCCGUUCGUUGGGCAUGUUCAUUAUCCAUAUCCUUUUGCCAGUGAAGUGAACAGGGUUUUGGUAUUCACAGAGAGUGCAGAGUUUGCUCAGAUUGCACAGGAUAAUGGAGCUGCAGUUGUUGGAGGAAGUGAACUUAUACAAAAGAUUCUGGAUGACGAGAUUGAAGUUGAUUUCUAUGUAGCUACUCCUGAAAUUCUGCCAAAGUUGAAUGUUCUAAAAAGCAAACUGAGGAAGAAAUUUCCAAAAAGCAAGAGAGGUUCAGUGGGUGUUGACAUUCCCAAGAUGCUUGAGCUGUUCAAAACGGGCACAGAGUAUCUAGUAGAAAAAGAAUGUCUUGUGCAGACCAAAAUAGCGACAUUGGAUAUGCCUAGUGAACACAUAAUUGCAAACCUGGAUUCUCUCAUAAAGAACGUCAGCACUUACAAGCCUUUGAGUUACGGACCUUUUGUGGAGCGAGUUAUCAUUUCCAGUGCCACAAGCGAAGCAUUGUUCAUCAAAUUCCAACAAUUCCUCCCAAAAGAAGAACCAGAAACUGCUAAAACAAACUGAAGCCAGAAUCCAUAUCAUAAGAUCAUUUAGCAUUUUCCAAGCUCGCUGUGGAUUUCAACCUUUUGAGAGCUGUAGAAUAUUUAAUAAACAUUCAAAAUAUUUUACAGUGUUGCUGUAAUUUUUCUUGUGCUGAGAAAACCCCAAGUCACUUAUCUUGUUAUUGAGAGAGAAGUAUGGACAAAAAAGGGCUCAUUUUUUGUAAUUAAACCAUUUCUUUAUAUCGAAA